Conger conger (European conger) is the source of this 2235-nucleotide messenger RNA. RefSeq names its product E3 ubiquitin-protein ligase TRIM63-like. The record is from RefSeq and is a predicted model, not a curated record. Gene Ontology annotation, molecular function: zinc ion binding. The transcript is spliced from 9 exons. NCBI's taxonomy places the organism in Eukaryota, Metazoa, Chordata, Actinopteri, Anguilliformes, Congridae. Bases 210 to 1280 code for a protein of 356 amino acids.
CGACCCAGAGCCAACAAAGAGACUCACACAGGCACACUGUGGGGAGAACCGUGAGACAGUCAGCACCGGCAGGGGGAAACUUUACGGACACACCGUCACGAGGGCCCAAUUUUCCUCUACACAACACAGAGGCCGCAGCGCAAAAAACCUGCACUGUCACACACGUACACACGCACGCAGGCAGCGAACAGACAGCUCCCAGGGCCGCCAUGGACUUCCAAUCGAACAUCAUCCACGACUCCGGGCCGAUGGACAACCUGGAGAAGCAGCUCAUCUGCCCCAUCUGCCUGGAGAUUUUCUCCAAGCCCGUGGUCAUCCUGCCCUGCCAGCACAACCUGUGCAGGAAGUGUGCCAACGACGUCUUCCAGGCUGCUAACCCAUACUACUCGUCGCGUGGCACCAACAUCACAGGGGGGCGAUUUCGCUGCCCCUCCUGUCGACAUGAGGUGGUCCUGGACCGACAUGGAGUCUACGGCCUGCAGCGCAACCUGCUGGUCGAGAACAUCAUCGACAUCUACAAACAGGAGAGCAGCAGCCCGCGGCCCCUGAAGGCGAAGGUGGAGCAGCCUAUGUGUGAGGAGCACGGGGAGGAGAAGAUCAACAUCUACUGCCUCACCUGCCAGGUGCCCACCUGCUCCAUGUGCAAGGUGUUUGGGGCCCACAAGAACUGUGAAGUCUCGCCCCUACAGAGCGUGUACCAGAAACAGAAGACAGAGCUGUCUGAAGGUAUUGCAGCCAUAGUGUCUGGAAAUGAAAGGAUCCAGGCCAUCCUGACCCAAAUGGAGAACACCUGCACAGCCAUUGAGGAGAACAGCGAGCGUCAGAAGCGGUUGCUAGGGGAGACGUUUGACGGGCUGUACGCACUGUUGGAGGAGAAGAAGGGCGAGCUGCUGGCUCGGAUCGCGGUGGAGCAGGACACCAAGACGGCCUUUGUGCGCGGCCUGGCACAGAAGUACCGGCAGCAGCUGGAGGGCAGCUCCGCACUCAUGCAGACCGCCAUUUCCUCCAUGGAUGAGCCGGGAGAGGCCAGCUUCCUGGUGAAUGCUAAAAAGCUUCUGAACGAGAUAUCCAGCGCCUCACGCCUCAACGCGGCCGAGCGAAUCGAACCGGGGUUCGAGAACAUGGACCAUUUCACCGUCGACACCCAGCAAGUGGAGGAGCUGCUAAGCACCAUGGAUUUUGGCGUGGAUGAUGAUGAUGACGACUUUGAGGAUGAGGAAGGGGGUGCAGAGGAAGAGGCUGGUGAAGAAGCACAGCGGCCAAUGGGAGGUGAGCAGUGAGAGUCGAGCACAAGAAACAAGAUGCUGCUCUGGGGUGAUUUAAGCAGAGCCGAUGGUGGUCAAAAAGGAAGUGAAGAUAAGAAGACAGGGAAGGUGUUGACAGAUGAGAAGAAGAGGAGUUGGAGGAGGGUGGAGAUGUUUGUUGUCUCAGGUUUUAAAUGGUGCAACCUCGGGAAAAAUUCCAGGAGAAUCUCUCUCCCUCCCCUCACCUCUCUUUCUCUGUCUCUCUCUCUCUUUCUUCCUCUGACGCAUACCCACACACAAAGUGCAUAUCAGCCCUCUUUGAUGGAGGUGAGAGGUGAGAGGAUGGAGAACGUUUAUAAACUAAACCAAAAGGAAAGACUCAGGCAUAGGGCUUAGCUUUAAAACUAGUGAACGCUAUCCAAUUGCAGACGUGGAGGGUUUCCUGGUAGACAGCGCCCCCUGCGGCUGGCGCUGUGAAAUGCCUCUGAAUCUUCCAUACAAAGCAGGAAAACUUCUUUGCAUCAUGUCAUCAUUUAAUUCAUCAAUGGAAUGUUAUUUUUUAUAUAUAUACAUGCAUUGGUGCAAAAUGUAUGUUUUGUACUUUUUAUAUUUUUAAUGUUAUUGUGCUACUUGUAAUGAUUAAAAUAAUCAUUACUGUUGUUUUGUAUAUUAUGCCAAGAGUUGCCACGUAUUUUUACGCUGAAGGGUAUAAGGAGCAAAAAGACGAUGGGGAAACCUGGACGCGAAGAAGCACAUUUGUUUACGCUGGAAGGGUGGCAGAAAGCACGUACUGUACCGUAGGGGGCGGGCCAAAGACCCAGUCCUGUAGAUGUUUUGUGAUGUGUAGAUUUGUUGGCGAGAGAAGAUCAAGUUGUUAGGUGCAGACAUCAGAAGCUAGGUGCCAUAUUCAGGAAAAAAAAUGCACCUAGAGAUUUCACUGAAUGAAUGUAUAAAUUGCACAGUGGAAUAAAGUGUUGCUUUUCAUGUCAAA